AUGGCUCCGCUCAUGAAGUUGGUGUUUCUCAAGUUCUGAUCUUCGUUUCUGACACCCGGCGAGUCCCAGAAGGAACGUCUAAACAGCCUGUCUAACAAGUCGAGCAUCGUCAAUAGAGAGUAUACACAAGCUUUCAGGACCAAGUCCUACGCGGAACUGUGUACUAAAGUCCAAUCCCAGAUUGGAAGAACAAGCAUUGAUAGGUCACUCUCAUCGUCUUCUCUGUCUGACACUGCCCAUUGCAUGGUGCGCCUCUCGGAAUCGCUCCUUGAACCGGGACGGGAAACUCUCGAGAACAUGAUCAUGACUUUGAAUAUCCAUCAUCUUCUUCUCGACUACUUCCAGGCGAGCUCGGACGCCUGUGACGUGUGUGAGUUGCUCCUCCGGGGGAUCCACCAGACUCGCGCCAAUUACCAUAGUAUCGGAAGGGCAAUCAAGUUGGCAGAAAUGGUAUUUGAAGAUGCCAGUCAUGUGGAAGAGCAGAACCAUCUCAUAUGCCGAGAGCUCUCUGCGUUUGCCUCGCUGACAAACCCUUUAUCAGCGAUCACCUGGGUCCAGUUCCAGGGCAUGCACGGCAAUUACAUGGCAUUGUUUCAUGAGUUGACGACCAACCACAAGAAGAUGCGGAGGAGAAUGAAGCUGGCUGGGCCUUGCAAGAGGGUCGGAGGGCUUGGGUUGAUUGUUUCGUACAGUGCAAUCACAGCCGCCACGCUGGUGCUGGCAAUUCACAGCGUUGUUGGCAUCUUGGCAGUGCUGGGGCUGGCGGCAAGCUGCUGUAUCACGAUGUGCAAAAGGAAGGGGAAGUCCAUUAGGUCAUCAUCAUAUGUAGAGAAAAGCUCAUUGACAGAAGGAGUUUGUGAACCGCUAGAUGUUGCGGCGAAAGGGGUGUUCAUACUGAUCAACGACUUGGACACUGUAAGCAGGUUGGCCUGGAGAUUGCACGACGAGGUCGAGCAUGGCAGAUGGAGGGCGGGGAUGGCGGUGAGGAAUUACACGAGGAUGGGUGAGAUUAUGUGGGAGGUUGUGAAGGAGUUUCAUGUCCAUACUGCCUGUUUCUUGGAGCUGCUAGAGGAGCUUGAAGAGCAUAUUUACUUGUGCCUUGUCACCAUGAACAGGUCAAGAAGGUUGGUUGUGGAAGAGAUCUUGAUCUCUCACUCCAUUAGCUGAAUCAAUGUGGUUAUUCAUCAAUUUAUCUGACAAUUAAUUGCUUGUCAAUUUAGACAUUUUUGUGAUAGCUGCCAAUGGCCUAUGCCAUUUGAGAUGUUUCAUGACAAGGGGGCUUCAUCAGAUGCUUUUACU
This is a messenger RNA of Syzygium oleosum, 1299 nucleotides long. Its product is annotated as UPF0496 protein At1g20180. The record is from RefSeq and is a predicted model, not a curated record. NCBI's taxonomy places the organism in Eukaryota, Viridiplantae, Streptophyta, Magnoliopsida, Myrtales, Myrtaceae. The transcript is spliced from 2 exons.